CGUCAUGGCUGCCGCGUCCCUGGUGGGGUGUUGUGUGAGUCGUGGAGUUUGUUGAUAAACACGCAGCAGGGCAGUCAUGACCACCUCUCUGCUGGAGGCUUCUUGACCCUAUACCUCCUACCACUCACUCUGAUUUUGAUGUUAUGGGUUUCGACCUGACAAGGUUCCAGGGGGAGGUGGACGAGGAGCUGCUUUGUCCUAUUUGCUCAGAAGUUCUGGAAGAUCCACUCCAGGCCCCUUCAUGUGAGCAUGCCUUCUGUAGCGGCUGUAUCAAUGAGUGGUUAUCCAGGCAGCAAACUUGUCCAGUUGAUCGCCAACCUAUUACCUCCUCCCAGCUUAAGUCUGUUCCUAGGAUACUCCGAAGCUUACUCUCAAAGUUAUAUAUAUCUUGUGACAACAAACCUCAUGGUUGCACUUCAGUUGUAAAACUUGAUGCCUUGAGUUCACACUUAGAAGAAUGUGAGUUCAAUCCCAAGCGUCCAGUACCAUGUGAACAAGGCUGUGGCCUGGUGGUGCCCAAGGAUGAAUUGAAGGACCACAAUUGCCUUCGGGAGUUACGAAGCUUAAUACAAAACCAAUCAGGAAAAAUUGCUGAGCUACAGCAGGAGCUUGCUGAGAACAAAUACCAGCUCAAUGAACAGAAACGGGAAAUUCAACUCUUAAAGGAUUUUAUGAGAGCCAUGAGAAUCAGUAACCCCCAGAUGAGAGCAAUAGCUGAUCAGAUGGAGCAAGACGAGGUUGUGAGGUGGGCCAGCUCCCUAGCUCGUGCUCGAGUCACCCGCUGGGGGGGCAUGAUCUCUACUCCUGAUGCUAUGUUGCAGGUAGAAAAUGCAUUUAGCCAUGUUCAGGCUGUGAUCCGGCGCGCCUUGAGUGAGUCUGGUUGUCCUCCGCACAUUAUAGACCAGCUCAUGGAGAAUGCCCAUGAGCGUCGGUGGCCGCCCGGGUUGUCUACGCUGGAGACCAGGCAGGUAAUGAAUCGUCGCCACUAUGAGAGCUACAUCUGCAAAAGAGUCCCAGGAAAGCAAGCAGUGGUGGUGAUGGCCUGUGAUAAUCGCCACAUGAACGAUGACAUGCUUCUUGACCCUGGACUGGUGAUGAUCUUUGCCCAUGGUAUUGAAUAGGAAGUUAAAGGUCUGACUGAUAUGGCAUUGACGAUGAGUAAGUUGUUGGCACAGCAGCUUCUCUCACAUAUCCCUCGCUAUAAGGAUGUUCACUAUAUAAAUUAGCUUAUCCAAAAACUUGAAUAUUAAACAUCUUUUAUACCAUCUGAAAGCAAUAUUUGCUUACAUGACCCUCCUCACGUAGGUAAUGUACAGUCCACACCACUUAUAAGCCACAGAUUGGUGGCCUCGAAAUUCCUAACCAGCAACUUCGCUGGGUUCAUCCCUCCCCCACCUUGCAAAACAUACAAACCAUGCAAUUAAUCGGUGCUCAGCAAAGGUGUAAAGUCAACCCGAACACGUUAUUGUGGAUAGGUUUUAGAAACAAUGAAAAUAAUUGUUUUUACAUUAUUUAUCCAUGCUGUGUUCGGGUGUAAGCGUUGACUUCACACGUUGGCUGACCACCGAUUAGUUGUCUAGUUUGUAUGUUACACAAGGUGGGGGAGGGAUGGACCCAGCGAAGUUGCUGGUUAGGAAUUUCGAGGCCACCAAUCUGUGGCUUAUAAGUGGUGUGGACUGUGUCAACUGUAUACAGUACUGUAUUUUAUUUAGUUAAGCAAUUAGUUGAGUACUGUACCAUAAUAUUGUGUUUUUUUGUUGUUCAUGAACAUAAUUAAUUUUUUAGAUAAAUUAUUCUGUAUUUUUUUUUUGUUAAUGAACCAAUUUCAUCUUAUCAGGUAUAAUACUGUGUUGGAGUUUUCUUAUUGUUGGGGAACUUAACCCUAUUUUUCCCCUUUAUAUAAUUAUUAUUAUUUGCUAUCCGAAUGGUUUUCGAGAAACCUAACCCAUUAAUAUAGCGAGGGGUACCUGUAUAUUUCCUCUGGCUGCUAGUCAUAAUCACCCUCAUUGUUACUAAUAUUACAUGCCUAUAAUAUUCCUCAUCAUGGCUAUUAAUUAAUAUGCCACACAAAGUCACAUGGGUCUUUCUCAUAAUGUUUUUUAAACGUGUAGUGAGAUGUAUACUGUAUAUGGGUAGUUUAUGAAAACUUGUGAAUGUACAUUGUGGAGAAAAAAUUAACAGGUAUUCAGUUGUUGGAAUGGUGUGCAAAUUUAGUCAUUUGGGAAUGAAACCUUGUGUUGAAAAGAAAGGAAAAAUGUGGAGGAUCAUUUAAAUGUUGUGAGAAGAAAAUCAAAGGAUAGGAGAAAGUAAAAUGAUAUGCAAAUGAAAUUAACUUAGAUUUUUAUAAUCAGUUGUAUCUGACUGUGUAACCAAGAACCAAAACAGUAUGCAUGUGGGGUAAAUUUUAGGCAUAAUGAUGUGUAUGUACAUAAAUGAUGACUACACUAUAUAAUGUAAUGCACUAAGUAAUAAACAGGAGUGUUAUAGAGAAAUGUGAACAGUUUAGGGAAAAAAUGUAAUAAGCUAGGCUGAUGGUUAAAUACAUUUGAUGUCACUAUUAACUAUGUAUUGAUCUCUUGUAGACCUAAGUUAUGGUUAAAAGGUUCCUCUCCCAGUGAAUACUAGUAGACUGGUUUUUCUACUGUAUUUUAUGUUAUUAUGGGACGAGAAGGAAAUUUCUGAUUGUGGACUUGAGGAUACAAUGUCAAGGUUUUUUGCCAUGUUUUUGUGACAGAUUGUACUUCAGAUGUUCAUGAUGUGAACCCCCCCCCCCACCCCACUGUCUUAAAUGAUAAAUAUGACAUGACUGGUUAUAAGGAGCCUACAAUAUAUGAACAGAUCCUAAUAACAGGUUCCUAUAGCCUGCCUGACUUCCCUCACUGACAUUCCAUCUCACUCAGCAGAGAAUAGUUCCAAGUUUUUAGGCUUUAGCAUGAAUCAUUAUGCCUAACUUUUAGAAAUGUGUGCCUUAUUUACAGGUUUUUGUUGAUGCAUGUGUUUUAGGUAAUUAAAAUCAGAAAAGUGGGUGAUUUUGUAGAUAUUGUGUUUAUUUUCUGUAGCUGUUAGAGUUUCUCUUAUCCUAAGGUUUAUUCUAGUAGCAGUAGAAAAAUUAGGACACAUGCCUAGUUGAGUUACCUGCCUGUAGAUCCGAUAAUGUAGGGAGUGAGCGUUGCACAAAUGUAGUAAUUUGGCAAGUGUGUUUCAAGGGCAAGAUGUGCAUGGUAGUGUUGAGUGUGGUCUAGCACAGAUGUCUUUAAUAGUUAAGUUUUUAGAGAUUAACUUGCGAACAAAAUGAAGUGCAAUUUUUGUUGCUAUUUGUUUAAAUAUAUUCAUUCAAUA
Homarus americanus (American lobster) is the source of this 3339-nucleotide messenger RNA. It is a transcript of the gene elgi, whose product is annotated as E3 ubiquitin-protein ligase NRDP1-like. The coding region runs from base 144 to 1121 and encodes 325 amino acids. Gene Ontology annotation, biological process: regulation of canonical NF-kappaB signal transduction; positive regulation of JNK cascade; tumor necrosis factor-mediated signaling pathway. The transcript is spliced from 9 exons. Gene Ontology annotation, cellular component: plasma membrane signaling receptor complex. The record is from RefSeq and is a predicted model, not a curated record. Lineage: Eukaryota; Metazoa; Arthropoda; Malacostraca; Decapoda; Nephropidae. Gene Ontology annotation, molecular function: metal ion binding; ubiquitin protein ligase activity.